Messenger RNA from Syzygium oleosum, 2157 nucleotides. Its product is annotated as calcium-dependent mitochondrial ATP-magnesium/phosphate carrier protein 3-like. The record is from RefSeq and is a predicted model, not a curated record. Gene Ontology annotation, molecular function: calcium ion binding; ATP transmembrane transporter activity. The transcript has 4 exons. Lineage: Eukaryota; Viridiplantae; Streptophyta; Magnoliopsida; Myrtales; Myrtaceae. Gene Ontology annotation, biological process: transmembrane transport. The coding region runs from base 331 to 1824 and encodes 497 amino acids.
UCGCGUGUUUGAAUUCGCCGGUCGCUUUUUUGACCUAAAUUGGACUCGGAUUUAGGCGUUCGUGUUCGUUGCGAAUCGCAUUCUCGCCGCCCGCGUUGCUCCUCGCGAUUCUGUAAUCGGUGAGGAGCUGCUGCUGGGGGUUACUUUGUUCGUCCGCAUUUCGGCGCGGAUCUCGAUCAGGUUAUGGUGCGGCCGCAGGGAUUGAUUCUGCCGUGACGAGCUGCAUAGCUCGAAGGAGGUUUUGGAAUCGUUCCUCCCUUCUUCUUUGGGAUCGGAGGAUUUUGUUUAGGUGUGGGGGAGUUCUGUUCGGCUUGAGUUUCGAUAAGAGCGAUGGAGGCGCGCGCGAAGAACGAGAAAGGAGGGCGGCGAUCGAACGGGCGUAAUCCGGUCGGAAAGCCGGGCCCGGCGUCGAUGGAUCACGUGCUGCUGGCGUUGGGGGAGACGAAGGAAGAGAGGGAGCAGAGAAUCAGGAGCAUGUUCGGCUUCUUCGAUGCCGAGAAUGUUGGCUACUUAGAUUAUGCGCAGAUCGAGACCGGCCUCUCCGCCUUGCAAAUACCUUCGGGGUACAAGUACGCGAAGGAUUUGCUGAACGUGUGCGAUGCCAACAAGGAUGGGCGCGUGGAUUACCAGGAGUUUAAGCGGUACAUGGACGACAAGGAGCUCGAGCUUUACCGCAUUUUUCAAGCCAUUGAUGUGGAGCACAAUGGUUCCAUUUUGCCUGAGGAGCUGUUUGAUGCUCUCCUUAGGGCAGGCAUUAAAAUUGAUGACGCGGAGCUUGCCCGUUUUGUUGAGCGUGUGGAUAAGGACAAUAAUGGGGUCAUAACCUUUGAAGAAUGGAGAGAUUUUCUUCUGCUUUACCCUCACGAGGCAACUAUGGAGAACAUUUAUCAUUACCUGGAAAGAGUUUGCCUUGUUGAUAUUGGAGAACAAACUGUGGUACCAGAGGGCAUUAGUAAACACGUCCAUGCAAGCAGAUAUCUUAUCGCAGGAGCCGUGGCUGGAGCAGCAUCUCGUACUGCAACUGCCCCACUUGACCGGUUGAAAGUUAUUUUACAAGUGCAAACCACCCGUACUCGUAUAAUGCCUGCAAUAAAGUCAAUAUGGAAUGACGGAGGUCUUAUGGGAUUUUUCCGGGGCAAUGGAUUAAAUGUUGUGAAAGUGGCACCUGAGAGUGCUAUAAGGUUCUAUACUUAUGAAAUGCUGAAACGUGCCAUUGUGACCGCACAAGGAGGAGAAGAUAAGGCCGAAAUCGGGCCUAUGGGGCGCCUUCUUGCUGGUGGUUUAGCAGGAGCUGUAGCACAAUCAGCUGUUUAUCCCAUGGAUCUUGUGAAAACUAGAUUGCAAACUCAUGUUCCUGACGGAGGGAAGUUUCCUAGUAUAGGACAAAUGACUAGGGAUAUAUGGGUUCAGGAGGGGCCUCGGGCAUUUUAUAGGGGGGUUGUUCCAUCUCUGAUUGGGAUAAUUCCUUAUGCUGGCAUUGACCUUGCUGCAUAUGAAACCUUCAAAGAUUUGUCCAAGGAGUACAUUCUUCAGGAUGGUGAGCCUGGCCCUCUAGUGCAGCUGGUCUGUGGGAUGACCUCUGGAGCUCUUGGAGCUAGUUGUGUCUACCCUUUGCAAGUCGUAAGGACAAGAAUGCAAGCCCAGCGCCCCAAUACAGAUGCUGCAUACAAAGGCAUGUCAGAUGUAUUUAGGAAAACAUUUAAACAUGAGGGGCUUAGGGGAUUCUACAAAGGAAUCUUCCCUAAUUUGCUCAAAGUUGUUCCAUCAGCAAGCAUUACUUAUAUGGUUUACGAGACUAUGAAAAAGAGACUACAUUUGGAAUAGCAAGUUAUGCAAACUUUUCCAGUUGCUACUGCGGGAUUGACUAGGCUGACAAAUGGAGGGGUGGUUUCAUGAGGAAGACAUUAAUAAGGUUACUCAUUUUUGGUAGAUCCUAUGGUUAUUUGUCUAAUUUAUAAUCCAGUGCUAGUUUAAGAUAUAUUGGAAGGGGCGAAAUUGGCUUGCCCACGAUCUGGUAGCUCAAACCCUCUUUUUUGGAGCGAUUACCAACUACCCAUGUUGUAUGAUACAGAAAGCACACGGCAUAAGAUUGACAGGAACCUGAUUUUGUUAUUCUUUCUGGCGGCAAUUUAAUCAGAAUCUCCAGUUAUGGAUAUA